GUGAGGUGUGUGGUGCGUAAACAAACGACGCUCACGCGCCCAUCUCCAAUCUCUAGAGAUUUUUCGAGGCGUAAUUUACACUACACAUUUGACAAAAUUCCAACAAAGGAAUAAAUGCAACAGCAAAGGCAUCGUUUGAAAUAUGAGUCGAAAGGGAUCGCGAGAACAAAAUGAUAUAUCGCUGAUAAUUGGGACGCUGCCCAAACGUCUUCAGAAUAAAAUCGCGGCCAGCUGCAGCCACGCAGCAACAACAACAAGGGUGACAACGGUGGAGACGGAAAACGCUGAGAAUGCGGAGCCAGUUUCAACGACUACGAAUGCGUCAAGGCCAGUCACCAUCCUGAGCAAUUCAGCUGCAGGGAAACCGAUUCCGGAUCCGCAGCCUCAAACCGUUUUGGUUGCCAGCGGGAAGCUGCCUCGGGAAUGCGGGAUUCCAGGCAUAUUGCGCGUGGCAACAGCUGUUGCGGGAGGAAAUGGAAACAGUCAGGGAAAAUCCGGACACAAUGCACGGCGCAGGGGUCGCAAUCAUCCUGGCAAGGACAAGGAGCAUGCUCCACAGUCGCCAGUGACGCGCACCCGUUUGACCACCGAGCAUCCCGACUGGUUUGAACCUCUGUUGGGCCUGCCCCAGGCCAAGAACGUAGUCCAGUUGUACGAUCAGUUGAUGGUGCUGCAUCAGAGAAACCUUAUACUAGUAAACUGGAAAAACUUUUGCUACAUUCACGACCAGCUGCAAGACGCGUUCAAACAACUUCUUCUGGAGCAGCUGAAGUUCGUGUGCGAACACAAGGUCGAUGUCUUCUUUUGGAAACUACUCUUCUACAACGUGCGGGACUACCUGAAGCGCCAGCAAAGUGAUCAGGCACAUGUUCACACGCUUCUUUUGAUAGAACAGGCUACUAAGUUCUACCGCCUGGUGUAUGACAAGCUGAUGGCCAAGUGUAUGGCUUCGUCGCGCUGCGAGAGCGCACUAAAGGUGGUGGCCCAGCGGCUACUCAUUUGUCUGGGCGAUCUGUCGCGAUACCGUGUGAAUCACGUCAAGGCUACAGACUACUUGGAGGCGGCCAAAUACUAUCAGCGCGCCCAGGAGCUUGUGCCCGGAAAUGGAGCCCCUUACAAUCAGUUGGCUGUCAUUUCCAUUUACCAUCACAAGCGCUUCGAUGCCGUUUACUACUAUGUCCGCAGCCUUUUAACUUCCAACUCAAUCCAGACGGCAAAGGAAAGUUUACUGGAUCUGUUCGACGAAAUUCGACGUAAGUACGAGGAGUCUGAGUUGAAGCAAUCGCCUAUGCACUACGCAUCUCCGAAGAACCAAAAGUCUAAGCAGAUGCGCAAAGAGGUCUGGAUCUAUCCAGACGGAAUUAGACGUCUACAUCGCACCGAUGAAAAGGGGAACAAGGCAAAGGGGAACAAAGCCACUUUGGCCGAAGUCAAUCGUUACGAGGAGAUGGCGGCGGAGGAGCUGCUGCCGCGCAUUGUGUCCCUUUAUUUGUAUUUGAUAGGCAAGCUUUACACGGGCACAGAUGUGGACUCGUUAUAUCCGCUGCUGAGAAAACUGCAGAUCCAAAUAAGCGCCGCAUUAAAACACAAGAACCUGUUGUCACGCUCCAAACUGCUGAAAAUAGUGGCACUAAACCUGUUCGUCGUGGAGCACAACAAGCGGAAAACGUCACGCCGUGAGAUGCGUUAUCACAGCUUUAAUUUUGCCAACUCAUUCUUUGGACUUGUGCUAAAAAAAACAAAUGAAUUACUAUCUGGUUUUGUCGCAGCCUUUACAAACAUCGAUUGUCUACCGGAAGAAGACUUUACAACUGUCAACACAUAUCUGCAGUAUGUUAAGGUUUAUGUGCAUUGGCUGAGUAUCAAUGUCGACGUUUGGGAACCGGUCAGAACUGAAGAACACUCUUUCAUCGAUUGCUGGGCAGAGAUUUCCACACUAUUCGAGCACAUUGAGUGCGUGCUUGGAAAGCAGAAGUUAGAAAAGAAAGAAAUCCUCUUGGAUGAGGAUAUUGCUCUGAGUGGCUUUAAUCCCCUGGGCCGUGAAACGAUGAGCAAAAAUUGCAUCAAGCGCGCACCCGAACGCAUUCAGUUCAUAGAACGUAUCCGUAGAAUUGCCCAAUUCCAGAACUGUUAUGUUCAGCAUCAAGAUUUGCUGCAGCAGCCGUUGGACUCGAGCUUCACUAUUGAGGAUCUGAACGUCGCCAUGAAGAAUGCUUUGGAAAACUUCGAUGCUGAGAGCUGCGGCCUUGUGGCUAAAUCGUCGAAGAUGCAGGGCCAAGUAGUUGAGGAACUGCUGUGUCCUUCCACUGAUGCCGACGUUUCGGAGCUGUGCAAGCUUAAAAAGGAGCUAGAGGCCAAGGCUAAGGUCAAGCAGAUAUGCAACAGUAAGCUGCAGGAAAUCCUCAAAUUUGUGGAUACCAAAAUAUAUAUUGAGGUGCGGCCGCGAUACCUUCUGCCUGACACCAACUGCUUCAUCGACUGUCUAGAGGACUUUGAGAAACUGGCUACGGAGUUUAAGCGCUACACUCUCAUUAUUCCACUGACGGUGGUCAAGGAACUGGAUGGUCUUUCCAAGGGUGUUAAGCUGGACUCGUACCGCAGCUCCAAGCAAACGCAGCGCAUCCACCAUUUUGACGAAGUGUCGUCGCGAGCCAAAAAGUCGUUGGAGUUUAUUAAGUCAGCCAAGAGCAAUGUUAAGUGUGCUACCACAAAGGGUUCAUUUGUUAAUUCAUCGGUGUUUGCCUUAGUUGAGGAAGAGUACCUUUCCAAUGACGAUAAAAUUCUGGCGACGGCAGUGGCUGUAUCAAAAACUGCUAAAUCUGAACAGUGCACAGACGGCAAAUGUUUUAUUCAAACGGAGCUGGUGCUUAUUACUACCGAUCGUAAUCUUCGAGUCAAGGCUCUUUCUCGCAAUUUGGCGGUUAGUGCAUUGGAUGAAUUCCUUCAGUGGGCCAAGGAUUGCCGCGAAUCAACCUGAAAGACGAUUUCAACUGCAAUUGGAUUGGCUAACAAUAUAAAUGGACUCGUCCAACGCUAGCUGUGGUGCGGAUCGAGCUCAAGCUAUGAUAUAUUACCUACAUUAUACACAAAUGACGAAGUAUGUUAGGGUCGGCGGAUGCAGACGCGUACGCUAGCCGCGGAUACGUACACGACGUGGGUUCCUGAGGACUGGACACGGGUACACAGGCGCGGACGUAAAGGUGUUUCCCCGAGGUGAUGCUUUCCCCAAGCACAUCUCGUUGGCUUCCACUCAUCUAGUUUGUUCUUUCUCACUUCUUCAAAUGUACAUUUUGUGACCUUCGGAAAAAUUAAAUCACUUUAAAUUGUUGUUUAA
This is a messenger RNA of Drosophila ficusphila, 3334 nucleotides long. RefSeq names its product telomerase-binding protein EST1A (gene Smg6). The record is from RefSeq and is a predicted model, not a curated record. Gene Ontology annotation, molecular function: telomerase RNA binding; telomeric repeat DNA binding; protein binding. Gene Ontology annotation, cellular component: telomerase holoenzyme complex. Lineage: Eukaryota; Metazoa; Arthropoda; Insecta; Diptera; Drosophilidae. The transcript is spliced from 10 exons. Gene Ontology annotation, biological process: nuclear-transcribed mRNA catabolic process, nonsense-mediated decay. Bases 143 to 2977 code for a protein of 944 amino acids.